Molecule: messenger RNA, 465 nt
Organism: Solanum pennellii
Lineage: Eukaryota; Viridiplantae; Streptophyta; Magnoliopsida; Solanales; Solanaceae
Exons: 1
Coding region: 1-465 (154 amino acids)
Source: RefSeq, a predicted model, not a curated record
AUGAAAUCGCCGGCGAUGACAGGGCAAACAGGGUCAUCGACGGUGCACCGUCGACAACCGUUGUUACGAACAGAAACUACAACGCCGACGAUGAUGAAUCACUGCGAAACUCUUCGUAAUCGGAAAGGCGAAGUCGCCGGCAGAACGGCGGCGGAGUGCGCGACGGUGUGUUGCUGUCUUCCCUGUGCGAUGAUUCAUUUUCUUAUACUGGCGGUGUAUAAAGUUCCGACGGGAUUGUGCCGGAAAUUAUUGAGGAAGAAUAAACAGAAAAGGCUUUUGAAUAAUAACAAUAAGAAGAUUGAACCCAAAGGCUGCCAAUUAACCGGUGCCGGCGACGGAAAAGAAUCGGAAAACGUCAAUGCCAUCGGCGAAAAGCCGGCGUCGGCGGAAUCGGAAACGGAGAUGUGGGGCCGGUUUUAUGAAGGUGGAUUUUGGAGAAACUCAUCUGAGAAAAAAGAAGAAUAA